Molecule: messenger RNA, 7621 nt
Organism: Porites evermanni
Lineage: Eukaryota; Metazoa; Cnidaria; Anthozoa; Scleractinia; Poritidae
Source: the annotation of a GenBank genome assembly
AAUCUCUGCUGCAGUAACCCUUGCCUUAACAACGCCAAAUGUCUUCUUGGAUAUACAGACAAAAGAUACCUUUGUGUAUGUGCAUCUGGAUAUACAGGGGAACACUGUGAAACAGGUACAGUUAAACUGCCGCAUGAAAAAAAUCGCCGUCUACCCCUAGCCACUGUUCUAAAAGAUAGAAGCAAAGUCGUUUAUGUUGUAACCUGGGAUUUGCUAGAGAUAGAAGUUAGUAAAUAUGCACCGUGAAGAUUUUUAAUGACAUAUCUCUCUAGCAAAUCCCAGCUACUUUAUACCUUGCCUCUAUUUUUCUUUCGUUACGGUCUCCAGUUUAUCUUUUGCUGAUUAAGCUUUAGUGUAACUACCAUUAGAUUUAUUCAGUUGGCAUAUACAGUUAUCAUAAAGGCUCGUUAACGGGAGUCCAACUUUCAUAAUUUUGUGUUUGCCGUUCUUAGUAGUAGGGUAUGCGUUCGUUCCAACCCAUUUUAGCCCUUGGUACACUGGUCAGGGGACAUGAAGAUGAGCCUGCAGUCAGCGGUUACUCGCGUGUAAAUGUCUGGGACCGAGUGAGGGAGGGAAAACAAUAGAAAUGUGUUGGCGGCGGUGGUGGCGCUGGAGGAAAGAAAACAAUAGAAAUGUGGUGGUGGUGGUAGUGGUGGUCUUGGGGGAGGAAAACAAUAGAAUCUUGUGGCCUGAAAACCUAUAUAAAUGCGCAACAUUCUACCUCUUUCUCAGUCUACAUUUUGCUCCUGAGGAGUUGACAUGAGCUGGUUCUGUUCUGUCUGCGAAAAAUCCUUUAGUAGAAAAGAUAGUAUGCAAAGGCACGUGAUUUCUAAACACCACAAUACUAGUCUCACCCCAUUUCAAACAGUUCCGAUGUUUUCACAGAAAUGUCAGCGGUUUCGCUUCGAGCAUCCUUACACCUCCUUGAUUGCCGGAAUGACCGGGUCCGGAAAACGGCCUGGGUUCGAUCGCUAUUGCAACAAUCUUCAGAGACCAUUUACCCUCCCCCGGAGAGGAUCGUUUGGUGUUAUUCACAAUGGCAGCCUGCGUAUACACAAAUGUUAGUCGCCAUGCCAAACAUUGAAUUCGUCAAGUGAAUUCCUACGGCUUUGGAGCAAGAUUCCUAUUUUGAUGUGAACAAACGGAAUUUGAUCGCCAGUAAAGACAAGCGAAUUGUGAACCUCUUUACUCGAGGUUCUCAUCAUCGCAAUCUGAGCGUGAUUUAUAUCGUGCAGAAUCUAUUUCAUCAGGGAAAGGUAGCCGCAGCAUAAGCCUAAACAGCCAUUAUCUGGUGUUAUUCAAGAAUCCACGAGACAAACUGCAAAUCCUGACUCUGGCGAAGCAAAUGCAUCCCGGGCAGACGGAUUUCUUUUUAAAUCAGUACGAAGAGGCUGUAAAAGGACCUUUUGGUUAUCUUCUGAUUGAUCUGAAAACUACUACCCAAGAUAAUUGUCGGUUGCGAACAAACGUCCUGCCUAGUGAAGAAGGCUUUAACCAAUCAGGUUUCAAGAAAAUAUUCCUCAAGAGCUUCUAAAAUAUCUGAAGCAGCAAACUCUUUCGCCUGUCCCGCUUCCUCCAGCUAUGCAAGAAAUACAAGGCAACAUGGAUGACGUGCUUUCUCGAAACGAUCUUCGGGAUGAUGAAAAAGCUAAACGAUACCUUCAGUUGCAAAACAGAUACCUGGCUUUUAAAGGACAAUUAAGAAAUAAUCAGCACUGUUCCAGACUUAACAUCAAGGACACAAGAUUCUUCGACAGCAACGACAGCAUUCUCCACUCCCCUCAACCCCUUUAAUGUAACACCUGAAUUAACACAAGCGGCUAACUCUCAAAAACCACAGUAGAAACCCCAUCACCACAAGGCCCGAAGCGCAAAAGGCGUCGGAUUCAAUUUCUAAAUUAUUUAGAUGAUCAUAAACCUCAUGGCAAACAGCUGAAGAAACGUCGGCAUAAGAAAUUCAAACCUUACAAGUACUCCAUGGGCGAAGAAGAAGGAAUUAAUUAAUUUCCAUUCCUUUGUAUUUGACUCUUUUUGUCAUUGUUUUUUAAUAAAGUUUUUUAAAACGGUAUCUCUCUUGUGUUUUUAUUGCUAGCAACUAUGAGUCGCGUGCUUUAAUUGAUCCUUGUUAAGUUAUUUUUUUUAUAAUAAUAUGUCAAGAUGCUCCCUUGAGGUUUUCCCUGUAGAGCUAAUUUGUAUUCAACUUUGGGCUUUUGAACUCGCAUAAUUACCUAACGGUGCGUGAAACGCUGAGACUUCAAUAGUUUUUCAUUUCCUCGAGAUAAAACGAAGAAAACGUCAGACAAAAUUGAAAUAAAGCGUUUUCAGUCCCACUUUGUGUAUGUUUUGUUCAUAUAUCCGAGUUUUAGCGCUAAAUAAGAAGACGUAAACUUUAUUGAAAUAAAGACUUUUCAGCUUACUUUCUGUAUGCGUUUUGUUUAUAUAUCUGAGUUUUAGCGCUAAAUAAGAUAUAGGAAGCCGUUUCUAGCGUUGCUAGGUGAUCGCUUCUCUUAUUCCUAUUUUUCUUUUAAUAGACAGUCCGAAAACAGGGCUCAAAUUACUUCACGGGCAAGUCUAGGCAAGCCUAUUGUUCCUAUUGUAGUAGAGUGACGCUCAUUAGUAAACCUAUCCACUUUAUUAUAUAUGGAGGAAGGCACUUUUCCCCCAGGUUAUGACAAUGGGUGACGUCAUAGACUAAACCUAGCUAGACCUUGCUAGACACCAACGGGGUUAAGUUUGCUGCAGCCCUACUACUUGCCCACUUUAUGCGAACAUUUACAAGAGCACGCAUGCUCAUUAAGAUAGAACGUUAAACACUUGCGUUACAUUAGUAGGCGAGAGUCAAGUCGCAUAAAUGCGGGAGUGGAAUUUAUGUCCACUUAUGCCAACAUUUAUGAGAGCAGGCGUGUGCAUAACAAUAGAUUGAUAUGUACUUGUGGGAGCAAGAUUAGAUAGUAGUCAUGCGCAUUCGAAUAUCUUAAAACACAUACCAAAGACGUUCUUCUUUUACAAAGUUGCUAACGUGUAGGGGUUGAGCAUGUAUUGUCAACCUUCACCUGCCUUCGAGAGUCUGGCAAUUGUCGCAUCAGCCCCAGAGUCUACACAAGCCACCCAUGCACACUCCACUAACUUCAACAUUCACUCCGCAUUCAACUGAAAACAAUAUUCACGCUUGUAGAUCGCGCUUUGUUUUGACUGUUUUGUUCACAUAGAAAUAAAUAUUUUUUAUUUAGCUGCAUGUCACAUUGAAUCAUGCUGGUAGGCGAAAAAAUAAAUAAUGAAGCCUUAAACUGUGACAAGACAAAACUUUUAUUAACAUAGAGUUUUGUUUUUCAGCAUAUAUGUAACGUUAUAUAAUGAUGUAAAUGCUACGCCCACAAUGAUUGGUCGUUUCCCAUGACAGUGAUAUAAAGUUCAUAUCAAAAACAGGACCGUUUCUUCAAGUUAAAACUGAGUUAUGUAUACUGNUCCGCAUUCAACUGAAAACAAUAUUCACGCUUGUAGAUCGCGCUUUGUUUUGACUGUUUUGUUCACAUAGAAAUAAAUAUUUUUUAUUUAGCUGCAUGUCACAUUGAAUCAUGCUGGUAGGCGAAAAAAUAAAUAAUGAAGCCUUAAACUGUGACAAGACAAAACUUUUAUUAACAUAGAGUUUUGUUUUUCAGCAUAUAUGUAACGUUAUAUAAUGAUGUAAAUGCUACGCCCACAAUGAUUGGUCGUUUCCCAUGACAGUGAUAUAAAGUUCAUAUCAAAAACAGGACCGUUUCUUCAAGUUAAAACUGAGUUAUGUAUACUGUGCUAUAAAAGACAUUUGUUUGUCAUGGACUAAAAGCACUGAGUUAUGCUUCCUCCCCUGAGUCAGAGAAGAAUUCGAUUUCCUCUACAUCUGCUGAUUCACCCAUUCAGUAGUCCGGUAGACCACAGAUGUUGAUGUUGGUUUUUGGUCCCCGAAAUCAACGACCCACCGAGAGUAACGACACCCCGAAAGUAACGAGCCCCAAAGGCUGCUAAUUCCGAAAGUAACGAGGGUCGCUACUAUGGGAACUUUACGGUAUUAGGUGCACGUUUGGCGAGGUAUCAACAAGAAUUUUGAGGGAAAUUUACUCCUGGAGAGUAGAUGUGUGUGUUUUUUUUUUCAAUGACAAACUAUAGAGAUAUUCAGAACAAUUAACUGAAAAUAAAUAAAUGCUGACUCUCAAUUGUUUGCUCUUUUUAAUUGCUCAUGUUCGAAAUAAGGGAAAAACUCAAAAAGUCGGCAAAGGACUAAGCGUUCGGAAAAUUUACACAAACAUGCACAUGCCGCAAUUCUUCUAACCGAUGCUUUUAAACUCCAAAUUUCCGCACAAAGAAGGCGCCUCGCCUUGUACUGGUAAACAUUUUCAGUACCACUCAAAGGAGAACUUUUUAAAGCUUUUUUUUGAUAUCGCGUGCCAUUGGAAUAUCAGUAAACUGCCAAUUAUGUAUAAAGGGAAAAGCAAAAACCUCAUUUUGAACGAAGUUUUAAAAACCAUAUGGACCCGUGUGGGAACUUGUCAAAAUGGUCACGCUACGCUGCUGGUGGGGACAAACGGGCAGUGUUGCCGCAGGGGACUCGCUCUCUUCCUUCUCCUCCGGAUAUUAUCUCUCUGCCGGAGGUCCAAUGUAUGUGGGACAGCGAGGCCUCGGGCUGGUUUCACUCUUCUGGUUAUAGGGUGGAGGUUUCCACUGGCACUAACCGGUCUUGCGGUUGCGCCUUUUCUUUGACGAUGAGGGUCGUUUCGUCCACUGCUCCUUUUCUUUGGCCGGUGUGUCGGAAUCCUUCAAGGGCGCAUUUUUUGGAUUACGUGUUGGGAGGUUUCAAUCCGUUUUCCGUGCAGUUGGAAGCCCAUUACUCUGCUCAAUGUCGACUACAAAAUUGCCUCCCGUGCGAUCAUCGGCCGUCUUCUUAAAGUUAUUCAUUUCGUUGUGGCCAAUGACCAGACUUGUGGGGUGUCGGGUUAUUGAAGACAGUGUCUCUUUGCUGAGGGGUGUGACACACUGCGUCUACUGGAUCCCAUCGGCCUAAACCCCAUAGACACCUUAUGAAUUUUACACAACGUAGUAUUCCUUAUCGUCGUCUUUUUCGGUUUCGCUUCGGUUUCGAGCACUGACUAUAGUAGACAAAGCUUGCCGGUGUUUCCUAUUAGUAAUAAAAUAACUAACAUAGUACGCGCGUUCUGAUUGGUUAAAAACCUAUGGCUUAUUGUGCCGGUAAAGUCAUAGAAAACUUAAAGUUAUUUUAUAAAAGCAGUAGACCACACUUUCUAUGAGUUUACCGGCGUGAUAACCCACUUGGGAUGUUGGGAGAACACUCGACAAGCUACAGUAAGUGAAAGUGUCAUUUUCUUAUCACUAAUUAAUCCCCAGGGAUGAUAUUUACAAUUCAAAUUGAACGUGAAUAGUAGACGGGUUAGAAUUAGAUGCCAUCGGUUUAAACCCCUUGGACACAGUAUUGUUGCUUAACCCUAAUCACUAUUCACGUUUCAUUUGAAUGCAAAUAACAUCCCUGGGGAUAAAUUAAUGUUAAGCAAAUGAGUAUAUAUAAUAGGAAACACCGGCACGCUUUGUCCCAUUCACUUCACUUUGUCCGACACAAAGGACGACUGGCGACCCACCCGACCUCCCCAGCAAGUAAGUCGGGUUCCAGAUUGCCUAUAUUCAAUUCAGUCUGUCUUGGGCUUGCCCCCGGUCAGAUUGAUUCCCCAUACCUUUUUAUAAUGUCAUGAAUAACCAUACCCAGGGAGGAAUAUUGUACUAAUAUAAUGGCAAGUGUUUAACGUUUUAUCGUAAUGCGCAUGCCUCCUCUCAAAACUGUUUGCAUAAGGGGACGGAAAUUCUACUCCCACGCGUAUGCAACUGAGUUUCGUCUACUAAAAUACCGCAUUUCCAACACGGGCACUGUGGGACCCGUUACCUUAUAGCAGCCCUAGCACGCCCGACUGCUCAGGUGCCCCGUUGGGCGGGGGACGUUUCCGGGGGCCAGGUUCGACUCCUGGGCGAUUUUGGCGUACUGGUGUACCCUCCUUCAGGCGUUGCUCGGCAGAGCCAUUGCACUCCGGCUCUGUUAAGUAUCGUGAUAUCGUUCGGCUUUUGCAUUGACCAUUGCACUACCGGGUCCGUAGCCGGGGGCGCCUGAAAAACAAAACAAAAAAAAACAUUACAGUGGGGUCGAUUUUUUUCUUCGCACAAAAAGGGGGGGACCAUGCGGGUAGGGCGAUUACUUACAAAUAUUGCUCACGGGAAGUCUUGCCCUAAAUAUUUUGUUUUACUAUCCCAUCAAAUAAAAAAAUGACAGAUUCGAAGCAAAACUCGUUAUAAUCAAGACUAAAAUUGCUUUUGUUUUUUUCGCAGCUAUGUCAGGUUAUUUUGAUUGGAAGCCAGUGGAGUCAUGCCUUGAUAUCAAAACGAUCGAAGGCGAACAGGCGGUCAGCGGUGCAUACUAGCUAAAUCAAACAGGUGUUAUAUUNAGGCGAACAGGCGAUCAGCGGUGCAUACUGGCUAAAUCAAACAGGUGUUAUAUUUCAGGUAAAAUUAGUUUAUAAUUCUAUGCUUUUUUACUAUUUUUGAUUUUCACAUUCAUGGCAUUUUUUGGCAGGCCUCUUUCAGGUCUGUUGGUUAUUUACAGUCCUGAUUUCUGGAUUUUCCUAGGGGUCGAAGGCGGCCAGAUUCACUUUAUAGCUGCGCAAUGUUUUGAAAGAAAAUGGUCGUCUUUUUCCCUAGAACAGAAAUCUUUGUCAGUAAUGUUCAGUAGGAAUUACUACCUAGAAAUUGAGAGUAAGUAUUAAAACGGCUUUUAAUUAGAGCGGUUUUCACUUGACUGUCGAAAGGGAUUGGUUUUGGUUUUGGUUUUGGUUUUACUACGCCCUUUGGUUGGCUAGUGUAUUUACUUUGGUUUUGGUUUUACGACAGUCAAGUGAAAACCGCUCUAAUCGCCACAUUCCUUUUCUAUUAGGCAUACUGCCAAAUGGAAUCACUUGGAAAAGUUUGGACCCAUCUUGCUCGUUUCUCCAUGGCAGACGCAAUAAACUGGAUGAAGGACAGUGGUGAAUGGUGGUAUGAUAAGAUUAUUUCCACUGGAGAAACAACUGAUCCAUCAAGUAACACUGAUAUGAUUUCACCAGGCUUUUGGCUAGUCAGCGGCAACGAGUUUAAGAUCACGCGUAAUGAUGACCGUCAGCACACCGCUCUAUUGCAAACAACAGGUGACUGUCUGGGUGGUCAGACAUUCAGGAGGAAAAUAACAAGCUACGGGGACUUCCGGAAUGGCACGACUUGGAGGUUUAAUUUUCGGUGUCUGGGGCAUUGUACGGUUCACUACGGUGGGCAAUACGAGACAACGCAAGGUUUUGGUAACGCAAAGUGUAAUGGAACCAUUCUAAGCGGGGAUAAGAUUGGCUUCUGGUGCGACAGAGGGAGAUGGGAUGGGGCGGUUAUGAUGAUCGGUGGCAGUGGAAGUGGUGAUUGUGGUCAUACUUAUCAUGGGCUGGGAAUAACUGGGGCGAAAAUACCUUCCUUUUCUAAUGGUGCUAGGAGAGAACAAGACUUCGGCAAUUCACCAUAUAGCAAACAUUACACCGGCAAUUACUCAUUAAACCUGUGGAUACGUUAG